AUGCAUGAUUCUUCUGCUAGUGGAUCUUCAUCUGAGGACUCAGAUAAUGACGAUCAACGUCAGAGUCAACGCUCUGAACAUGAUGUGGUUGAUACAACCAAAGAUUCUAAGACGUCAGACGAGUCUCCUGAGUCAGUGGGUUCUGAAGUUCCCAACCUCAGUGAUCCUGUCCUGAAAAUGCUUGGCACGGACAAGCGUCUCCUGAAAGACAAGACUUAUAAUCUCCACCCUGAACUUUCUGCAUGCUGGAAAGAUAUUGUUUCAUCUGGGCUGGAAAAAGAAGCUAAAACUAAAUUGAUUGAUAGUUAUCCCAAUAAGGGAAACUGUACUCUGUCAGCUCCUACUUUCAUAAAAAUGUAA
Molecule: messenger RNA, 360 nt
Organism: Cotesia congregata
Lineage: Eukaryota; Metazoa; Arthropoda; Insecta; Hymenoptera; Braconidae
Source: the annotation of a GenBank genome assembly